AUGUCUGACCCGUCGGACCACGUCGUUUCCACGCCAGGAUUCAAGAUGGACCUGCCCAAGUUCUCUGGCUCGCCCGGCACCUUUCAUGCGUGGAGCAUUCGCAUGAAGAUGGCGCUCAAGCUGCGCGGCGACGACGUCUGGGCAGCUGUGGAGGCAGGAGCAUCGUCAUCGGGAGGUCCAAGCUCAGCGACACGCUCAAGUGCAAGGAGACCGACAGCAGGAGAUCACGCCAACCUCACCGCUGCAAACCUCAUCGCGUCCACGCUCUCAGGCUACCCCCUUCUCCUCUUCACCAACGGAGAAGCAGACGUCAACGCCGGCCAAGGAUGGGCCCGGCUCAAGGACCACUACGCUUCGCAGGACCGCCUCCGCAUCGCAGAGCUCAAGGAGGCGCAGCUUCACGUCCCCUGCGGCAACCUGGCCCGCUUCUUCGAGCGACACAUGGAGCUGCAGCAGCAGUUGCAGGACGCGGGCGUGCGCCAGGACAACGAGGACCUCUUCACCAUCCCCCCGCUCACGCUUCCCUACUUUGCCAGUGGCCGCUUUCCCUCCCUCCUCGAGCUCAGCAUCAGGCUGCAGCAGCUGGAGCAGCAGAUGCGUGGUUCACGCACACAGCCGCAGGCAGGCGGCUUCGUGGCAAGAGCACCGCCACGCAGAGGUGGAAGACGCGGCUUCUCCAACAGCAGCAACAACCACGGACGCCAGGGACGCAACAACGGUGGUAACGGCAACAGCAACAGCAAGGGGCGCCGCUUCCGUGGCAACUGUCACUACUGUGGCAAGUAUGGACACCGUGCAGCAGAGUGUCGCAAGAAGCAACGCGACAACGGAGCAACAGGCUUCACUGCACAGGCACAGCAUCAACAUGGUCAAGACGCAGCAACCUUCGUCGCUGCCACAGCUACUACACCCACGCAGCUGCAUGACCCACUCACGUGGCUUGUAGACACUGGUGCUUCACACCACCUCACCUUCGUCAAGGACGCCUUCGUGGAGCUGACACCGCACCUGCAACAGCACCAUCCACGCCACAUCACUGCGUUUGGCGGCACACGUGUGCCCGUGCGCGGUGUUGGCUCUGUGCUGUUGCAUGCACGCACGACGAGCGGAGCCACGAUGCAGAUUGUGCUACAGGAGUGCCUCUACGUGCCCGAGGGCCAGGCCAACCUCAUCGCCCUCGGUCGUCUGACCAGGGACAGCAGCGGCAGGCCAACGGGCCACUCGCAGCGUGAUGGCGCUGAUGGGCACUACGUGCGCUUCAGCCACGGAGCCGAGGUCAAGCUGAAGGAGCGCAACAGCCUCCGGUGCUGGCCCAUUGUUGCUGUUGGUCCAUCCACGGCACACGGUCUCACCGCCGAUGCCUGCAAGCAACCACAGCAACCCGCAGCAGUUCCUGCAUCCCAGAGCAAGGCGCACACACCAUCGAUGCAUGAGGUGCUUGGUCACCGCAACGACAACGACGUGCAGCAGUACUGCAAGCUGAUGGGCAUCGACAUCGCAACGCCAUCAGCAGCAAGCAGUGUACAACGUGCGCAGUGA
Messenger RNA from Salpingoeca rosetta, 1539 nucleotides. RefSeq lists its product as uncharacterized. The record is from RefSeq and is a predicted model, not a curated record. The transcript is spliced from 2 exons. Gene Ontology annotation, molecular function: zinc ion binding; nucleic acid binding. Lineage: Eukaryota; Choanoflagellata; Craspedida; Salpingoecidae. Bases 1 to 1539 code for a protein of 512 amino acids.